GAACAGCCGUCUCUGUCUAUGAUGGAGGAGGCUGAAGAGGGCGAGGAGGAGUCCAAAUUCCCACAGCCCCGGGGAAGCAUCUCGACUGGGCGUCAGGAUGGAGACAGAGGAGGCAGCAGGAUGAAGAGGUUUACGCCGGGAGGUGGAGCCGCGUCCGCUGCGCGCAGGAACUCCAAUAACAAUGAGCUGCUGCUCACGCACUACGAGGAGUCCGCACCUUUCACUCGCGCCACGGACAUCCCGACCUCCGUCCUGUUAUGCCCAAGAGACGCUGCCGGGAGCCGCGGCGGCUCACACUGCGGGUCUACCGGAGGGGCAGCGAUCACAGAGACAGCCGUAACCCCUCUGGCCACCGGCGCGAUCGGCGAGGGAGCCACCGGUAUGAUAUGCAACAAGAACGGCGACUGCAGAAGGGACCCGGCCAGUUCAGGGAGCCUCUCCUCUCUCCUCUCUAGGCUGGAGAAGCAGACAGGUGGGAUAGUUGCAGCUGACGAAGGCAAAGGGAAGGCUGCAUGUGAUUCCACCGUGGCGAGCAUGGACGGCUCCAUCACCUCCGCGGGCUCCUUGGCUCAGGGGCAGGGAACCGAGACUCCCGGUGUCAGCGCGGCAGCAGGUGAGAGAAAGGACCCAAGAGUUUCUUUCUCUCAUACCCCCAAUAGUAAAGACUCGACCAUGGUCCGUGGACAGACACCGGGCCAGCAGUCCAGAAAUUCUGUGACAUUUGGCAAAGCUGAGGAUGGGUCGCAGAUUGUUCCAGAUGACGGGGACCCAAGAGACAGUCGGACAUACAUGCAACGGCAGUUUAGUUCAAUGCUCCAACCCGGCGUGAACAAAUUCUCCCUGCGUAUGUUUGGCAGCCAAAAGGCGGUGGAGAAGGAACAAGAGCGCGUAAAGUCGGCGGGUAACUGGAUCAUUCACCCAUACAGCGACUUCAGGUUUUACUGGGACUUCACCAUGCUGAUGUUCAUGGUGGGAAACCUGAUCAUUAUUCCAGUCGGCAUCACCUUCUUCAAGGACGAGACCACCACGCCCUGGAUUAUCUUCAACGUGGUGUCCGACACCUUCUUCCUCAUGGACCUGGUGCUCAACUUCAGGACGGGCAUCGUGUUUGAGGACAACACCGAAAUCAUCCUGGAUCCCAAAAAGAUCAAGCAGAAGUACCUGAGGACCUGGUUCGUCGUUGACUUCGUCUCCUCCAUUCCCGUGGAUUAUAUCUUCCUCAUCGUGGAGAAAGGGAUUGACUCGGAGGUGUACAAGACGGCCCGGGCGCUCCGCAUCGUCCGAUUCACCAAAAUCCUCAGUCUGCUGCGCCUGCUGAGGCUGUCCAGGCUCAUCCGCUACAUCCACCAAUGGGAGGAGAUCUUCCACAUGACCUAUGACCUGGCCAGUGCUGUGAUGCGUAUCUUUAACCUCAUUGGUAUGAUGCUGCUGCUGUGUCACUGGGAUGGCUGUCUGCAGUUCCUGGUCCCCAUGCUGCAGGACUUCCCCUCGGACUGCUGGGUCUCCCUCAACAAAAUGGUGAACGAUUCAUGGAGUGAGCUGUAUUCCUUUGCGCUCUUCAAGGCCAUGAGCCACAUGCUGUGUAUUGGCUACGGACGCCAGGCCCCGGAGAGCAUGUCGGAUAUCUGGCUGACCAUGCUGAGUAUGAUCGUAGGAGCCACCUGCUACGCCAUGUUCAUCGGUCACGCCACCGCACUCAUCCAGUCCCUGGACUCUUCUAGACGUCAAUACCAGGAAAAGUACAAACAAGUGGAGCAGUACAUGUCCUUCCACAAACUCCCAGCCGACUUCCGACAGAAAAUCCAUGACUACUAUGAACACAGAUACCAGGGCAAGAUGUUCGAUGAGGAAAGCAUCCUGGAGGAGCUAAAUGAGCCACUGCGUGAGGAAAUUGUCAACUUCAAUUGCCGCAAGUUGGUGGCUUCGAUGCCGCUGUUUGCCAAUGCUGAUCCCAACUUUGUAACGGCCAUGCUGACCAAACUGAGGUUUGAAGUCUUCCAGCCUGGAGACUACAUCAUCAGGGAGGGCACCAUCGGCAAGAAGAUGUACUUCAUCCAGCACGGCGUGGUCACUGUCCUCACCAAAGGAAAUGUGGGCAUGAAGCUGAUGGAUGGGUCCUACUUUGGAGAGAUCUGUCUGCUGACCCGAGGCAGACGGACGGCCAGUGUGCGAGCAGACACCUACUGCCGUCUCUACUCUCUGUCUGUGGACAACUUCAACGAGGUGCUGGAGGAGUACCCGAUGAUGAGAAGAGCUUUCGAAACGGUCGCCAUUGACAGACUGGACAGGAUAGGUAAGAAGAACUCAAUCCUGAUGCACAAAGUUCAACACGAUCUCAACUCGGGUGUUUUCAACAACCGGGAGAAUGAGAUGAUCCAGGAGAUUGUUAAAUAUGAUCGGGAGAUGGUUCAGCAGGUGGAUGUGCCCAGAUCGCGGGCCAUGUCUAUGACCCCUCCGCUGCAUGGGGGUAUGUUUGCUAUGCAAGGAUCCUCCCCUCAGCCCCAAAGCUCAGCCAUUGCCACCCUCCAGCAGGCCGUAGCCAUGAGCUUCUGUUCCCCCAUGGCGGGGAAUCCGGCUGGGGCAGGAAAUCUGCAGUCCCCAAGGAUGGUGAGAAGGUUCCAGGUGACGCAAAAUGUAUCCAGCCCCAUGUCAGCCUCCCCUCUGCAGUCCCAGCUGUCCAUGCAGCCCCAGCUCCACACAGCUGGUGCCUUCGUCCCGGCUCUCUCCAGCCCCCCCAUCCAGAGCCCCCUAGUGGUCGGAGUGAAAUCAUUCCAGUAUGGAUCCAGCACCCUGGCGGGUCCUUCCUCGGGCUCCCAACUCUCUCUAGCUCAGCAACAUGUGGCGAGCCCUGUACACUGGCCCAGCACUCAUAAAAGCACCCAUUCCCUGCAAAUAGGCAGCCUGAGUCAGGACGGCAGAGUGCUUUCAGCCUCUCAGCCCUCCCUGCCUCACGACGGGGUACAGCCAGUAGCCGCAAGUCCUCCCCAAUCUACCCAGGUCUCCUCCACCUCCAUUGGACCCCCACAGACCCAGUUGGGACCCACAGCCCUCCGGGGUGCAAUACCACACAGAGUGGUGUUGCCCCACCAGAUGUCUGUGGGAGCCUUCCCGGUGGCAUCUCUGCCCAGUUCUGUGCAGGGUCUGGGGACAGGAGCGGGGUCGGUUGUGGGGGGCAUGGGGAUGGCUUUGGCAGACUCAGGACUACCCAAGAGGGACUCCAUGGCAAGUCCUUCUGAGUCGGAUCACAUUAGAAUCAGAUCCAGGCUCUCCUCAAACUUGUGACCCUAAUGACCUUCUUUUUGAGGGAGUGAUUCAGUGAGGGGGAUCUGGUUUGGCAGGAGGGACUUGGGGAGAUUUCAUCUCUC
Molecule: messenger RNA, 3365 nt
Organism: Lampris incognitus (smalleye Pacific opah)
Lineage: Eukaryota; Metazoa; Chordata; Actinopteri; Lampriformes; Lampridae
Gene: hcn2b
Product: hyperpolarization activated cyclic nucleotide-gated potassium channel 2b
Exons: 8
Coding region: 19-3282 (1087 amino acids)
Biological process (GO): transmembrane transport; potassium ion transport
Cellular component (GO): membrane
Molecular function (GO): voltage-gated potassium channel activity
Source: RefSeq, a predicted model, not a curated record